ACGGAAGCGUUUGAACUGCAGUCGCGUCCCGUGAUAAUGAGCUUGUCGUUCAAACUUUAAUAAUAACCAUGACUUUUCACAAUGUUUCCCAGCAGGCGCUGGUCGGAUCCGUCACACUGGGGGUCGUUUUUGUCGUAGGCUAUUUCUUUGGAAAAAGUAAAUCUCCCAGAAUGAGCAUCGCCAAAAGUCACUCUAGUCGAGUGAAGGACCCGCUGCUGCAGUACGUCCUGGAUCACUCCAUGAGGGAGCAUCCGGUGCUGAAGAAGCUCAGACUGAGAACGAUGGAAGACUCCUGGAACAUCAUGAUGGUGGCCUGUGAGCAGGCGCAAUUCAUGGCCAAUCUGGCCAAACUAAUAAAAGCAAAGAAGGCAAUAGAGAUUGGAGUUUACACAGGCUACAACACACUAAACAUGGCACUGGCCUUGCCUGAAGACGGAGUCGUGGUCGCGUGUGAUAUCAAUGAAGUCUACACCAACAUUGGCAAACCCUUUUGGAAAGAGGCUGGAGUUGAGCAUAAAAUUAACCUACAGAUUCAGCCAGCCAUGAAAACUCUAGAUGAUCUCGUCUCUUCUGGCCAGGCUGAAACGUUUGACUUUGUCUUUAUUGAUGCAGACAAAGUUAAUUAUGACCACUACUAUGAAAAGGCCCUGGAGCUCUUGAGAGAAGGGGGUAUUGUUGCAAUUGACAAUGUGCUGUGGGGCGGCCAGGUUCUUAAUCCAUCUAAAGGUGAUGCAGACACUGUGGCUAUUGACAAGUUGAACAAGAAGUUGCACAAAGAUACUCGAGUUACACUGAGCAUGCUCCCAGUGGGAGAUGGGCUCACGUUGGCAGUCAAACUGUAAGAAUUAUUAUUGACAAGUGCUAAAAUGUACUGAUUUUGUCAAGCUGAAAAACCAUUGCAGUAUAAUUUUAAAGUUACGAUCAACAUAAUGAUUACAGUAUGGUGGUCAGAACAUGGUAGGGAAAACAGAGUGUGAUUACACACCACAGUAUGUUCAUUAUGUUACAUAUAUUGUUACAUGUGCCUAUUUUAUAGUUGAAAGUGUAGUGUUUGAAUUAUGUAAUAAAGAGAUUGAAU
Cololabis saira (Pacific saury) is the source of this 1078-nucleotide messenger RNA. RefSeq names its product catechol O-methyltransferase domain-containing protein 1-like. NCBI's taxonomy places the organism in Eukaryota, Metazoa, Chordata, Actinopteri, Beloniformes, Belonidae. The transcript is spliced from 7 exons. The coding region runs from base 69 to 842 and encodes 257 amino acids. The record is from RefSeq and is a predicted model, not a curated record. Gene Ontology annotation, molecular function: O-methyltransferase activity; S-adenosylmethionine-dependent methyltransferase activity.